Molecule: messenger RNA, 1375 nt
Organism: Peromyscus maniculatus bairdii (prairie deer mouse)
Lineage: Eukaryota; Metazoa; Chordata; Mammalia; Rodentia; Cricetidae
Source: RefSeq, a predicted model, not a curated record
GCUGGUGAAGGAAGACGGGAAGUGCGCCGCCAGUGGCAGGACAGGGACGGGACAAGGACUCUGCACACUCCCAAUUUGGUGUAUGUGGUCGGAGAAGAGUCCAGGUCUUCUGUACCUAGCAGAGCAAGGUGCCAAUAGGGUUCACGCGCUGCCAUGGGCAGCCGAGAUCACUUGUUCAAAGUGCUGGUGGUGGGGGACGCCGCCGUGGGCAAGACGUCACUGGUCCAGCGCUACUCCCAGGACAGCUUCAGCAAGCACUACAAGUCCACCGUGGGAGUGGAUUUUGCUCUGAAGGUUCUCCAGUGGUCUGACUCAGAGAUGGUGCGGCUUCAACUGUGGGAUAUUGCAGGGCAGGAGCGUUUCACCUCCAUGACGCGACUCUACUACCGAGACGCCUCUGCCUGUGUGAUCAUGUUUGACGUCACCAACGCCACGACUUUCAGCAACAGCCAAAGAUGGAAACAGGAUCUGGACAGCAAGCUCACACUGCCCAGUGGAGAGCCUGUACCCUGCCUGCUCUUGGCCAACAAGAGUGAUCUGUCCCCUUGGGCGGUGAGCCGGGACCAGAUUGACCGGUUCAGUAAAGAGAAUGGUUUCACAGGUUGGACAGAAACAUCAGUCAAGGAGAACAGAAAUAUUAAUGAGGCUAUGAGAGUCCUCGUUGAGAAGAUGAUGAACAAUUCCAGAGAAGAUAUGAUGUCUUUGUCCACCCAAGGGAACUACAUCAAUCUCCAAACCAAGUCCUCCUCUGGCUGGACAUGCUGCUAGGUCCAUGUGGCUCCUUUUCUGUCCAGGUCACUGAACUUUCCCACCCACCUCUUCCUAUUGGCUGCCCACCUGGCAUAAAUGUUCUGUUAAGAACAUUUGAACAGUCUCUUGCCGGCCGCUGCCCUGAAAGGAGGCCAGCUGGGACUUGGGAAGGACUGCCUGGGACUCAUGUGCAUUUUGUUGCUCUUGGACGUUGUCUCUGACUUACUGUUGGCCCAUGUACUCUAGCUAGAGCUUCCUAUGGGAUGGUGAUCAUCUCAUCUCUCAACUUAGCAUGAGUUCAUGGGAAGGAUUAAAAAUUAGCACCUGUGUGUUUGUGGUGCAGGGGAUUAGUCAGGGCCUUGCCCAUGCUGGGCAGGCACAGGGCUACUGAUGUACAUCCUAGCUCUAGCCUCUGGGGUUGAGAAUAAUUCUCAGGGCCAGCAAGGUGGCUCAGUGCAUAAAGGCAUUUGCCACCAAGCCAGAAAACCUGAGUUCAGUCCCUGGGGCCCACGUGUUAGGAGAACUGACUCACACAAGUUUGUCCUGUGACUUACAAACUCAACCAUGGCACACUCACACAUACAAAGUAAAUCUAAAAAGUACAAAUAAAAUGAUCUCAAAGAUA